AUGCCCCGUCCAGCCAUCCUUGCGGGCUUCGCAUCGAGCGUGUACUACAAACCCUUCGACUUCGUGGACGACAUCCCUGAAGCGCGCUUCUGCCAGCUGUGCGGAGUGCUGCCCAUGGCUAUACACAUGCUCGAGUGCACUCAUGGAUUCUGCCAAGUGUGCUACGCUGCGCUGCCCCAGAAAGCCCUCUGGUGCCCAUUGGAUCGAUAUGACUCUGACCCUGCCAAUGUAAAAACUUACGUCCUCAGCGAAAACAAGCUCUUGCAGUAUGACGUGCGCUGCUGGAACUCGGGAGACGGUUGUCUCUUUGUGGGUAACUAUCGCGCGAUGAUGGCUCAUUUCUUCGCCUAUUGUUUUCAGCACUCAGUGAACUGUCCUCGUUGCGACAGUAAAGUUCUUCAAAAAGAAAUGCUCCAGCACUACAAAGGGGAGUGUCGAGGUCCACCUGCUCAGCGACGACUGCUCCCACACGACAGAUUCUCCUGGGGUGCAGCUCCGCACAUUGUGCCGCACGUUUAG
Ornithodoros turicata is the source of this 519-nucleotide messenger RNA. RefSeq names its product TNF receptor-associated factor 3-like. The transcript has a single exon. The coding region runs from base 1 to 519 and encodes 172 amino acids. Lineage: Eukaryota; Metazoa; Arthropoda; Arachnida; Ixodida; Argasidae. The record is from RefSeq and is a predicted model, not a curated record.